Molecule: messenger RNA, 417 nt
Organism: Durusdinium trenchii
Lineage: Eukaryota; Dinophyceae; Suessiales; Symbiodiniaceae
Source: the annotation of a GenBank genome assembly
AUGGAUCGGCUGGCGGCCACCGCGGCGGUGGAGAAGCUGCGAGGUCAACACCGACCAAUCACGAUGAGCAUGCCAACUGCUCCACAGAAUGGCAUCCCUGCGAAUCGCAUGAGCCCUUAUGCGGCUGCGCCGGGCUGCUACAUGCUGGCGCCCGGCAGUAUCGCAGUGGAGCCCUGGUCGCACAAGCCCAACCUCAUGCAGCGGAACGAAGCGGAGCGUGUUCGCAAGCGUGAGGAGGCCUUCCAAGCGCGGCGCCUGGCAGCUUUGCAGGCCAAGAAGGAGGCGGAGCUGGAGAAGAGCCUCAAGGAGCGGCAAGAGGUCCUUGCUGCCUUGAAGAAGAAGCCGACCCUCACAGAGAAGGAACCUCAGUCGCCUCAAGAAGAGCCGCAAGAGCCAACGGAGGCUGGAGUAGAGUAG